AUGAACGGCAACCACGUCAAUGGAGACGCGAAGCCUAACAAUGAACGUAUACAAAUCAUCAACGACGAGAAACAAUUUACGCCAGAGUUGACCCACCAGGUAGAGCGGUGGGGCCUGCAGAAUGCCGGUUUCGACUACGAUAUUGUCGCAGUAUUUGGAUCACAGUCUACUGGCAAAAGUACACUGCUAAACCGCCUAUUCGGCACUAACUUUGACGUCAUGGACGAGACAAGACGGCAGCAGACUACGAAAGGUAUAUGGAUCUGUAGAGGCAAGGGUAUGAACGCCAUGGUCAUGGACGUGGAGGGUACAGAUGGGCGAGAGCGAGGAGAGGACCAGGACUUCGAGAGGAAAUCUGCUCUCUUUUCGCUUGCCUCAUCCGAGGUGCUCCUCGUCAAUCUGUGGGAACAUCAAGUCGGUCUGUACCAGGGUGCCAAUAUGGGACUGCUCAAGACUGUAUUUGAGGUGAACCUCGGGUUAUUCGGCAAGAAGUCGGCGGAUGGUCGCAACCAGCGAACACUCUUGUUAUUCGUCAUUCGAGACCAUAUCGGCACGACGCCGCUCGCGAACUUGCAAGCCACGCUCAGCGCCGACAUGCAGAAGAUCUGGGAGUCGCUGUCCAAACCACCAGAGCUGCAAGACCGUCAGCUCUCCGACUACUUUGACCUCUCUUUCGCCGCACUCCCACACAAGGUGCUCGAGGCGCAGAGGUUUGAGAGCGAGGUGGCAGAGCUCAGGAAGCGGUUCGUGGACAAGUCGAGAGAGGACUACGUGUUCAAGCCUGCUUACCACAAGCGCAUCCCGGCUGAUGGUGUGGCGUUCUACAUGGAAGGCAUCUGGGAACAAGUCCAGAGCAACAAAGAUCUGGACCUGCCUACACAGCAGGAGCUGUUGGCGCAGUUCCGUUGCGACGAGAUCUCCAGUGCGGCGCUUGUCGAGUUCAACGAACAAGCGAAGCCUCAACGGAAACCGAUCGAAUCGGGCAAGGUCGUGGAGGGCCUCGGUGGCAUGAUGCGGAAUUGGCGUACCGCAGCCUUGACCCGCUACGACCGCGAUGCCUCGCGAUAUCACCAAGGCGUCUACAGGCGCAAGCGCGUGGACCUCGUUGGCGUGCUCGACUCGACGCUCUCGCCGCUCUUCCUCGGGCAGCUCAAGAAUCUGCACAAGGCAUGUCUCGUCGCGUUCAAAGACGAAAUGCACAAAGGUAUGCGCGGCGAAGGCUACAACUUUGCCGACAUUGUCACCGCAGCGCGGGCUCGCUGUGCGAAGCGCUUCGUCGAAGGUGCGACGGAGGCGCUUGUGGAGGGUACGGAUUGGUCAUAUGACGAGGAGUACGAGCUGUUGCAGCAGGAGAUCAGGAGCGUGGCGAACCAGUGCAGGAAGGAUGAGACGAAGAAGAUGGUGAACACGAUCGAGCGGAACUUCAAGAAGCAGAUCUCGGAACCUGUUGAGCUGGCUCUCAACAGACCUGAACAUGACAUGUGGGACAAGAUCCUCAAGGCGUUCCGUGAGAACCUCGCGAAGGCAGAGUCAUCAUACCUCGUGAAAGCGAAGAGCUUCGACUGCACGGACGAGGAGAACGAGAGUGCGCUCGCGUCUCUACGGAAGCGUGCCUGGCUGGCGUUCCGAGCCAAGAUCGAGGAGCAGACGACCGACGCGGCGUUCCUCACCAAGCUCCGCACGUACUUCGAGGAGCGCUUCCGGUACGACGAGAACAACAUCCCGCGCGUCUGGAGACCCGGAGAUGAUAUCGACGGUGCCUUCAAGAAGGCGAGAGACCAGACACUCGAGCUCGUCCCUCUUUACGCAAAGAUCCACCCCGUCGACCCCUCGCUUGAGUUUACACUGCCCUCGGAGACAUCCGACUCGCUCUCGGAAGCAGCAGACGACUUCGACUUCCCUGCGACGCUCGUGAUCUUUACGGAGACGAAGAUCCUAGACGUCAUGGCGCGCUUUCGGCGCGACGCGGACGCGUACUACGUCGAGGCGAAGCGGAGCACGGUCUCGAGCGUCGCGCAGAUCCCGUACUGGAUGUACGGUGUGCUCGUCGUGCUCGGGUGGAACGAGGCGAUGGUCGUGCUGUUCAAUCCGUUCUACUUCGCGAUGCUGGCGCUGUUGAUUGCGUUCGCGUACAUAAGCCUCCAGCUUGGUUUGGUGGGCCCGAUGUUGCAAGUGGGUAGGACCGUCGGGAAUGAGAUUCAUCGCCAGGCCGACAGACGCCUCCGCGAACACUUCUCACAGCCAACAAUUACACAACCCGUGCGUGCGCAACGCGCGGAUGGCGACGAGGUCGAGCGGGAGCUCCGGCGGAGGAAGGCGGAGCCGAUGUAG
This is a messenger RNA of Fomitopsis serialis, 2331 nucleotides long. RefSeq names its product root hair defective 3 GTP-binding protein. Lineage: Eukaryota; Fungi; Basidiomycota; Agaricomycetes; Polyporales; Fomitopsidaceae. Gene Ontology annotation, biological process: endoplasmic reticulum membrane fusion. The transcript has 13 exons. Gene Ontology annotation, cellular component: endoplasmic reticulum. Gene Ontology annotation, molecular function: GTP binding; GTPase activity. The coding region runs from base 1 to 2331 and encodes 776 amino acids. The record is from RefSeq and is a predicted model, not a curated record.